Uranotaenia lowii is the source of this 489-nucleotide messenger RNA. Its product is annotated as adult cuticle protein 1-like. Bases 73 to 390 code for a protein of 105 amino acids. The record is from RefSeq and is a predicted model, not a curated record. NCBI's taxonomy places the organism in Eukaryota, Metazoa, Arthropoda, Insecta, Diptera, Culicidae. The transcript has 2 exons.
UGGUGCGUUCUACAGCUUGGAGGUUGUUAAGUGUUUUAACGGGAAUAAAUUUCAGAAGCUAGAAUACCAAACAUGAAAGCUGCCGCUUUGUUCGUCGUGUUGGCUUUGGCCUUGGCUGCUGAGGCAAAUCCGGCCUGGCCAUGGGCUCCGUGGGCUGGGGCGUGGCCUGGAGCUUGGCCAGGAGCAUGGCCAGGACACUGGGCAGCCUGGCCAGCUGCUCCGAUUGCAGCUCCAGCUGGUCCCGUUGUGGCCGUUGAUGCUGCUCCAGCUCCAGUUCCGGCAGCUACAUCCGUAACGGCCAAUCGAGGAGCCGUUCACGUGGCCCCACUUCCGGGACAUGCCAUCAACCAACACCAGCUCAAUCUUGCUCCGGCUCCAGGAACCGCCUAGAACUGUCGAUCUUACCGCUUCUAUCCUAUCACGAAAAACAAAAGUCAAACACAAAACUUCAAUCAAGAGAUGUCCCCUUUCUUUCCUAUCUAUCAGUGC